AAAGUCAGCGAAGGUGGUAUUUGUUGUAAAUUUGAAAGCGAUUUUGGAGAUGGAUGGAGAAGGACUGCAAUACGUGGUGGGUAGAGCACAAACGUUGGUUCGGAAGCCAAAGGGAGAAACAUGAAGCCAACCCCAUCUGACUAACAAACCAAACUCCCCCCCUCAUACUUUGGCUUUGCAUCUUUGUUUGCAACGCCAAUAAACUGCACCAAAACUUUGACACCUUCGCUCUCUUCCAUUUUUCCUCUCCUUUUUUCUUAUUUGUUGGAUGGUUUUAUCUGCUUCUUUGGUUUAUGAUCAAUUUCAGGCACAAACAAAAGGAAGACAUUUCUCUGUUCUUCAUGUUUCAGGGUUCUUGAUUUGUUCAUUUUGGCGCUUCUGAUCCUGUUAAGUUUCAAGUUUCAUUCAGUAAAAAGAGCCUGGGAAUUUUCUGGUACACUAGUUAAAUCCGCGCCUGCAUCCCAAUUUUUGUCUUAUUAAUUGGCAAUGGGGGCUGUAGUGGGAAAGGGGGAUUCCCCUAGACAGUUUUCAAUCCAUGAAACGAAGCUAGAGGCCAAAAUGGUUGAAGCUAUGAAGCGCAGAGCAGUUAAAGGAAGUGUUAUGAAAUCGUUUAACAGCCUCAUCUUGAAGUUUCGAAAGAUUGACGAAAGCUUAAGAAAGUGCAAGGCUAUUUUUGAGCAAUUUGAUGAGGAUUCAAAUGGCGCAAUCGAUCAAGAAGAGAUGAAAAAAUGUUUUUAUAAGCUGGAAGUCUCUUUUACAGAUGAGGAAAUCAGUGAUCUCUUUGUGGCAUGUGAUAUUAACGAGGACAUGGGUAUCAAGUUUAAUGAGUUCAUUGUUCUCAUUUGCCUAGUCUAUCUUCUCAAGGAUGACAGUAAUGACGUUCACACUAAAUUGCAUAUGGAAAUGCCAGAUCUGGAGGCGACAUUCGAAACAUUGAUAGACGCAUUUGUGUUCUUGGAUAAGAACAAGGAUGGUUAUGUCAGCAAGAGUGAAAUGGUCCAGGCCAUUAAUGAAACUACAACAGGAGAACGCUCCUCUGGCCGAAUAGCCAUGAAAAGAUUUGAAGAGAUGGACUGGGACAAAAAUGGAAUGGUGAACUUCAAGGAGUUUCUGUUUGCAUUUACCCGAUGGAUCGGAAUUGACGAUCUUGAGGACGAGGAUGAGGACUGAGCAGGAAGAGAAGGUUUGGUAGCUUUUAGCUUCUCCAUGCAGUUGGCUCUGCUUUACCAUGGCUGAUAUUAUAUAAUCAAGUCCUGGAAGUUCCAAAACAAGGUCUCAUUUGCUUUUCCAAUAAUGGGCCAAUUGACAUAGAGCAUGUAAAAUUUUGCAACGAGUCCUUCACUGAGAUCCCUAUGUACAUAGUUGGAAAUGUAGACUUGUUCUAAUUUCUCUUAUUAUCAGCAAUCUUUAUUUUACUU
This is a messenger RNA of Prunus avium (sweet cherry), 1418 nucleotides long. RefSeq names its product Calcium-binding EF-hand family protein. Gene Ontology annotation, molecular function: calcium ion binding. The record is from RefSeq and is a predicted model, not a curated record. Lineage: Eukaryota; Viridiplantae; Streptophyta; Magnoliopsida; Rosales; Rosaceae.